CUAAAUAUUAUGAAUCACCGCCCACCAUUUCUCAUCAAUGAAUUUCUUAAUUUUAUGAUUUUAUCUUCCAUUGGUGGUUAACUCUUCUCAAUCUUGGUUUGCCCACCAACUGUUUGUUGAAUUACCUCAAUGAAAAAACAAAGAUAGUGAAAGGUGGGCUUUUUUUCUUUCUUUUUGCUAUAAUAAAAGGGUGAGCUUUGUGGGUGAAGAAGUGAGGUUUUUGGUGAAGAUUCUGCUGAAAAUAAGGUGAAAAAAGGGACCCACUUUUUUUGUUUUCCAUUCACCAACAUUACCAGCAAUCUUCAUCAUCAUCAUCAUCAUCAAAGAUCUCUUCUUUUUCACUCUCCAACUUCAACAAAUUUCAAUAAUCUCUUGAAAUUUUGGAAGAUUUGAAAAUUAUUAGGUUUUUUAAUUACUUCCAGAAGUUGGGUGUACCUAAUUUUUUUUUUUGCUAUAGUAGUAACAUUUAGGAAAUUCAACUACCUAGAUCUGGGUUUUGUUGUGCCACCUUUGUUGGAUUUUUCUUCUUCAAAAGAUCUGUUUCUUGUUGCAUUGAAAUUCUUAGUCCUUUUUUAAGAUAAGAGACCUUGUAUCUGGACCUAAUAUAUCUUCAAUUUUCCUCUUAAGUUUGGUACUUCCUAGGUGUCAGGAAAAUAAAAAAUAUUAAAAAUCUCAUAUUAUUCAUCUUCUUCCUUAUCUUACUUCAUUAUUUGUUGAGCUUUUUAGGUAAAGGUGAUUGCUUUACUUAACUUAUUUAAGGUGACAAGAAGCACAACUUUUGGCUGUCAACUGUGUGAAUAUUAACAUUUUCUACCACCUUAAUCUACCCUUUUUAGAUUAAAGAGUUGUUCUUAAACAAACAAUUUAUUCUGAUUGGAUUAGAUUUGUUGGGGAGCCCCACUUCUAGGUUUUGGUGGGCUCUAUCAAACUAAUAAAAACCCAUAUCUUGGAAGUGUUUUUUCAAGAUCCUCUUCCCAUUUAACCCAAUUUUUUUUAAUUUUUUUUAAAUUUUGGGAGUGGGGGGUUGAGGAAGAAAGUGUAAGACUUGUCAUCAGCUACAUCUUUUACUUAGUUAUUAUUGAUUUUCCUCAAUUGGGUUUUCUUCCAUUUGGGUGUCUCUUAUCUUUUCUUCCUUAAAUUAGAUUUAAUUUCCAUCAUUUUUCAUUAAUAAAUCAUCUUAAAUGUUUUUCUUCUUGGUGACUAGCAUCUCCUUCUUCUUCUUUAUAAACUCACUCUCUUUAAAACCACUUCCACCUUGGGCAAGUGAUGUGAGACUUUUACCACUCUGCUUCUGGAAAGAGUUAUCUUUCUCUCCCAUUUGCAAAACUCUUAAAAAAGAGAUUUUUGGAAUUUUUUGGGGAUUUCCCUCUAUUAUGGCAAUCAAAAAGAGUUCAUCUAGCUCAAAAUUUGAUAAUGUCCAAGAUAAUGGGCAAUUAUCUGUCUUAGAUUUGCCUGAACUAGCAUUGGAUUGUAUUUUAGAGAAACUUUCCCCUGCUGGGUUGUGUAGUAUGUCAGCUGUUUGUACUUCUUUGAGGGAAAGGUGCAUUAGUGAUCACCUUUGGAGUAGGCACAUGAAGCAUAAAUGGGGGAGAAUUCUGGGUCCUGCAGCAUACCGAGAGUGGCAAUGGUUUAUUGCUUGUAGGCGAAAUUCGACCACUUCUUCAGGGAAAAAAUCUCAAGGUUUGAUCAAAUUCAUUUGGCAUGUAUGGCCUUUGACAUGGUUUACAUCAAGAUUUGACAAAAGUAAUAGUAAUAAUGAUUCAAAUUCUCCCCUGGUUGAUACUGUUAUGUCCUGGUAUUUGGCUCUUGAAAGUGGCAAGUUCUGGUUCCCAGCUCAGGUUUACAACCGUGAGAAUGGUCAUGUUGGAUUUAUGUUGUCCUGUUAUGAUGCUGAGCUUAGCUAUGAUCCCCAAACUGACACUUUCCAGGCAAGGUAUCCUCCCCAUGGAAGAAGGGCAGUGGCAAUUGAAAGCGGUAUCCAAUGGGAAAGACUAAGGGCAGCCCCGGUAGAUACUCCGCCACAUGAUCUUCAUGCAUCUGAUUGCUUGAAUGAUCUGCAACCUGGAGAUCACAUAGAAAUCCAGUGGAGAAGGAAUAAAGAAUUUCCUUAUGGAUGGUGGUAUGGUGUUGUUGGCCACUUGGAGUCAUGUGAUGGGGAUGAGAAUUAUUGCCGAUGUCACAGCAGUGAUACUGUUUUGCUCGAAUUUAACCAAUAUACUCCUGGAUCACGGUGGAGAAGGACAAUCGUCAACAGAAAGGAUCAUAGAGAAGAGGGGAAUGAAAGUGAUGGCUUUUAUGGAGGUAUUAGAAAGCUUAGCAAAAGCAACGAGAUUGCAACCUGGAAGAGUUUAUGGCCAAGGGAAAUUUUGGAGUAGUAGAGUUCCACAUUUCGGAAAUUGUUUCCUCUUAAUCCAGAUCAAAGCAACUCAAGUUACAAAUUACUACAAGUAUGGCUAACCAGAUCAGUAGUUGCUCUAUUUUUUUUUCUUGAAAAGAUGUGAGAAUAUGCAGAAAAAGGCUAGCUAUUAUAGUGAUACAUCUUAUCUUUUUUCGCCUUCCUUUUUUCGCCACCAAAUAUUUUUCAUGGAUGAAUUAUAGGGAAGCAAAUUGCUACUCUUGGAAAUUUAUUCCAUGCUGCAUUGCAUCUGUAUGGAUGCGGAUUUGAUGUACUAUAUUUACUCAAAGACAAGAGCUCCUUUGUAUUUAUCAGAACCUCUUUUUCACUGAUGAAUGAAUCACAGAUGUUACUGAUAUCUUAUUUAGUUUC
This is a messenger RNA of Beta vulgaris subsp. vulgaris (sugar beet), 2767 nucleotides long. RefSeq names its product F-box protein At2g32560. The record is from RefSeq and is a predicted model, not a curated record. The coding region runs from base 1182 to 2375 and encodes 397 amino acids. Lineage: Eukaryota; Viridiplantae; Streptophyta; Magnoliopsida; Caryophyllales; Amaranthaceae. The transcript has 5 exons. Gene Ontology annotation, molecular function: protein binding.